Messenger RNA from Pseudocercospora fijiensis CIRAD86, 2253 nucleotides. RefSeq lists its product as uncharacterized. The coding region runs from base 539 to 1741 and encodes 400 amino acids. The record is from RefSeq and is a predicted model, not a curated record. NCBI's taxonomy places the organism in Eukaryota, Fungi, Ascomycota, Dothideomycetes, Mycosphaerellales, Mycosphaerellaceae. The transcript has 4 exons.
CCCUCACACUCGUUCACCACCACACCACACCACCCCACCCCACCCCAUCCGCCCUAGCUUUCUUUCCCUUCACACGCUCGCUGGCCUCGACGCCUUAGCUUCUCCUUGCUUCCACUUCGCCCUCAGGAGAGCAGCGCUGCGUGCACUAGUAAUUCCAACUUCACCACUCUGUUUCCGACUUGCUGGUCAAGCAUUCUCCCGCCGCCGCCGCCGCCGCCGCCGCCUGCCUCAGGACGACGCCUGUACUAUACUUCUGCCACCGACUCCCAGCGAACAGGAAGAGCGCCAUCCUCGUUGUCUGCUGUCCCCGCCGACGAACCGCCGCAGACGUCCACCACCCCGACCUCCUUUCCCGCCAAGACGAGCCAUUGGACAUAUCCUCCCGCCAUCAAGACCACAUCGAACACGUCGAACGCGCCAUCUGCAUGAACUCCUCCCGAGUCCUCACGAGUCCUGUAAGCAGGCCUCAGCCGGAUCUCCUAUUCUUAAAGGCACUUCGCGGCAUCGGCCUCGCCGCCACAAUAUUUCACGCACGAGCAUGAAGUUGGACAACAUGCUCCCCUACAGAGCAUUGCCGCUCGGAGUGGCUCUGCUCCGCGCCGCCUCAGUAGCCGCUGACGCUCUGUCGCAAACGUACUGUUCAAGUCAAAAUACUGCAGACGAUUCGACAUAUGUGAGCGACAUAUAUCAGUCCAACGGCCUCUGCUACGACACAUGUAAAGCCAGCUACGCGUUUGCCGUCGUUCAGUACCAGUCUUGUUGGUGCUCAAACUACAUUCCAGCAGACCAGGAAAGCAUUGGCUCCUGCAACCAAGAUUGUCCCGGCUACCCAUCAGAGAAAUGCGGCAACCAAGAAAGCGGUCUCUACGGAUACGUCGCACUACCUAACAAACCAUCUGGCACUGCAGGAGCGUCCAGCGCAAGCAGCAUAAAAUCAUCGAAACAGACGAGCACUGUGAGUAUUAGUAUAACGGUGACGCCGAGUCCGGAAGUCUCAGUCUCCUACGUUACUCGCACGCCGACUACUAGCUCCAUCACAUCAUCGACCACAUCCAGCACCACCACCGAAACUGCAGCCGCUGUGGUGCCAGUCACAAGCGUCAUCAGGACGGUCAUUUCCGGAGCGAUAGUAACGCAGACCGUAACUUCCACGCCUGUGGCCGCGGGUGGUGCGAACCAGGAAUCCGAAAAGCUUCAUUUGCAUCGGAACGACAGCCUUUCGGGUGGCGCCAUUGCCGGCAUUGUCAUCGGUGUACUCGCUGCAUUGGCUCUGCUCGGCCUCGGUGCCUUCCUUCUCUGGCGACGAAAACGAAGACAAGACGGCGAAGAAUCUGGCAACGGCAAUGCCAAGAAUUUGGGUCGUAAUGUGAGCGUCCUUAGUAAAGCCGGUCUCCUCGCACGUAACAACACACGCCCGAGCAUGGGUGAACGGGACCACGACGACAACAUAUACCAAACGGGUCAGAACAGCGUUCGACAUUCGAUGAUGUUCGGCCCUGGUGCUGCAGAAGGCGUCUCUCCUGUCAGUCCGCUUGGCAGUAGCGAUGGCAGCAGCCACAGCAGGAGAAUGUCGAAACCUAUGGUCUACGACCAACGGCUGAAUCCAUCAGCGCUGUUCGCGAACCAAGAAGCGAACGGCAGUCGAAUCUCCAUGCAGGAUGCACAGGAUUAUACACGCCCGCUCGGCGUCGUGAACCCGGACGUACGACCCAGCUUCGAAUCACGAGUAUCGCACGCAUAGCAUGCGCACGAAAGCGAGUAACACAGUCUCUACCCCACCCUACCACUUUUACAUUUUCUCUACGCUUUUACCGACAUUACAUUCACGACUUGACGCACAUACAUUUGGGCAUUUAGCGGGACGGCGUUAUCGGUGAAGGAAGAAAGAAAGGUUUGCUGUGGCCGAAAGGCCCGCAUCACUUUCUAGGGCGGCCAAACUGUGUGCAGUCAUCACAUCGAAACCACCCUUUACAUCCGCCGAGACACACUACUUCUUUCUGGCACAUGAUUCACACACGUUCACUAUUUUUGACGAGAGGAUGAGAGGGAAACCGGAGGGAGACAGGCAAAGGAAUCAGUCAUUCACAUGUUGAUGUCCUUUGAGGAGAUACAGAAGCGACCAAACACAACCAGCGCAGAUAAGACAUUGCCGAGUAGACGGAAUGCUGAAAAGGGAACAAAGGUACUUGGAGGAGGUUUUGGGACGCUACGUAACUAUGUCGGUAUGAAAUGGUUACCACGCAUUCUCUUCAC